AUGGCAAAUGGGGAAUUUGUGCGGGAUACGAGUUCCUUUCGACGAUUUCGAAAGAUGCUAGUCGCUAUGGACAAGCAAAUUCGCGUGGACGUGGAAGCCGAGGUAGAUCACGCAAUAUGCCUCAUUGCGAUUAUCGGAUUCAAAAUUCCGGAAGCCACUAUGAGCCUUCACCAGGUUGUGAAUUUGAAAGCGCUGUUUGAAGUACGGGAUCUGAGUUGGGACACCGCUUCUGUAAUCUUUGAUCAAUGUCAACAACGGGAGCCAUUCAAGAUUUAUCGAGCAUGGCGAAAUUGUGAGCAAUGCCGCUCAAAACGACGAGUUGAAUCACCGCGCAAAAGGACGAACAGAUGCAGGGGUGUCAGUUUACAGCAGCAC
Mesorhabditis belari is the source of this 375-nucleotide messenger RNA. Lineage: Eukaryota; Metazoa; Nematoda; Chromadorea; Rhabditida; Rhabditidae. The record is from the annotation of a GenBank genome assembly.